Drosophila erecta is the source of this 555-nucleotide messenger RNA. RefSeq lists its product as uncharacterized. The record is from RefSeq and is a predicted model, not a curated record. NCBI's taxonomy places the organism in Eukaryota, Metazoa, Arthropoda, Insecta, Diptera, Drosophilidae. Bases 37 to 534 code for a protein of 165 amino acids. The transcript has 5 exons.
AACAUAUUUGCAUUUCCUGUCAAAACGUCUAAAAUUAUGAUUUUGGCUAACAAAUUCUGCUUCUGUAUAACUUUGCAAAAGGGAUGUAUACUGAUUGCAUUGAUUGGAAUAUUUUUGGCUGGCAUGAACAUAGACUAUAUGCUGCUUGGUUUAAAUAGAACUUAUUUCCGAGAAACGCACCAUAAGUUCCCAGAACGACUUCUCUACACUUUCUUACAAAUGAUACCGGAUUUGUUAACCAUCUUGGCAUCGUGCAUACUAAUAUUCGCAAUCUUAUCGCAAUAUUGCUGGCUGUUUUGGACAACUCUGUUGGUUCAAGCAUUUCAGGCAGUCUACUUUGUUAUUAUCAGCAUUAUUUCAGCAUUAAUCGGUUCGAAUUUAAUCAUAAAUGAGAGUAUUUGGCACAAUUUAACCUAUUGGAUUUACGUUCUCUUUUGGCUAGCACUGACAGCGUAUUUCAUGUAUAUAAUAUAUUCAUACUACCGUCAAAUAACAGCAAGAGAAACUGAAAAUAUUGUGGAGGGACUGGAGUGAUACUUUCACUAACUAACUUUA